Messenger RNA from Parnassius mnemosyne (clouded apollo), 360 nucleotides. The record is from the annotation of a GenBank genome assembly. NCBI's taxonomy places the organism in Eukaryota, Metazoa, Arthropoda, Insecta, Lepidoptera, Papilionidae.
AUGAAGGAGGAACUAGUUGCUAAACAACCGAGAUUGGUCAAUCGCUCUAGGCUACUGCUGCUUCACGACAACGCAAGACCACACACUGCACAACAAACAACCACUAAGUUAGAUAAGCUACAAUUGGAAUGUCUGCGACAUCCUAUGUACUCCCCGGACCUUGAUCCAACAUAUUACCAUUUUUUCCGGAAUUUGGACAACUUCUUACAGGGAAAAAAAUUCAACUCCGAUGCGGCAGUCGAAAUCGCCUUCAAAGAGAUUAUUGAUUCUCGCUCCCCAUGGUUUUUUAGUAAAGGGAUCAAUAAACUACCUAUGAGAUGGCAAAAGUGUAUAGAUAACAACUUUGCACACUUUGAUUAA